UAUCUCGAGAUUGAUUACAAUGUCGAAUGAUAUAAGCCCAGACGUGUCGCAGGGCAAGCGGCAAAUUCGCGCAUCUGUCCUGCAUGGCGCGAAAGACUUGAGAAUCGAGAAUCGCUCAAUUUCCCCACCAGCACCGACGGAACUUCAAAUCAGUGUUCGAAGCACAGGCCUCUGCGGCUCAGACUUACACUACUAUCGACAUUACCGCAAUGGCGAUAUCAUCGUACAAGAGCCCAUGUCUCUCGGACACGAGUCCGCAGGUGUCGUAGUCGGCGUUGGAUCAGAUGUUGAGAAUUUCCAAGUUGGAGACAAGGUCGCAUUGGAAGUCGGACUGCCUUGUGAUACAUGCGACAGAUGUAAAGAGGGGCGAUACAACAUCUGUAAGGGGAUGCGGUUUAGGAGUAGUGCAAAGGCAUUUCCGCAUGCGCAAGGAACGCUGCAAGACAGAAUAAACCAUCCUGCUGCUUGGUGUCAUAAGUAA
Molecule: messenger RNA, 481 nt
Organism: Parastagonospora nodorum SN15
Lineage: Eukaryota; Fungi; Ascomycota; Dothideomycetes; Pleosporales; Phaeosphaeriaceae
Exons: 2
Coding region: 20-481 (153 amino acids)
Biological process (GO): D-sorbitol catabolic process
Molecular function (GO): zinc ion binding; L-iditol 2-dehydrogenase (NAD+) activity
Source: RefSeq, a predicted model, not a curated record